AUGGCUUUUGCCAUCGUGACAUCUGAAAAUGGCAUGCAAGCUGUCAUUUCCCGAAAAGCGAUAAUAACCCGAGAUCAUAAUAGAGCUGAGUGUAUUAUAUUUGGAAUACCUCAUAGAGUCACUAUAAAUGGCUAUAAUGACGAUUAUGAUUCUUUAUACGAAUUCGUGACGAGCAACAACACAAGAAGACUGACGGUGGUUUUGGAAAGCACAUUGAAUGUUGUAAGCUCAGGAACCACAGAACGGUCAAUAGUUUCAUUGAGGAGUAGGUCAUUGAGGGACGCUUCUUCUACAAAAACACACGAAAUCAACUUCACGAAAAUUUUGAAGAAUAUUGAGAAUGGGAUACCAUAUGUGGAGGGAAUCAGUCCUAUCAUUCAUCAUCAAAUGGAUUCCACAUCCAGGGGCCAGGCAUUCACAAAUAGUAGUUCGUCUGCAGUUGUCAAUAGUGUGCCAUUCAAAUCCAGCAGUACUUCGUCCACUUCUACCAGUCAAUCUUCCACUGCUACUAGCCAGUCUUCCACAUCCAAUGGUCCCUUGGGAACAAUAAUUAUAGGAGACGCAAUUAUCGAAGGUGACUCAAUUAUAAAAUAUGUUACAAAUGUAGAAGACCCACAGUUUUCUACAUCUCAUAGUCACUUGGAAACAAUUAUAGAAGUAUACGAAAUUAUCGGAGAAGAGUCAAUUUCGAAAGACCCACAGUUUUCUACUUAUGGUCACUUGGGAACAAUUAUAGGAGGAGACGAAACUAUUGGAGAAGACUCAAUUUCGAAAGAAGUGACAAAUGUAGAAUGCCCAAUUAAUGGAAAAGAUACAAUAAUUGUAGUAGGUACAGUUAUGGAGGACGGCACAAUAAUGGAGGAAGACACAGUUGCAGUUUUAGGAGAAAUUGCAAAUAGAGAAGAAUAUACAAUCACAGAGGAAAAAACAGUUGUAGGAGAAGACACAGUUGUGACCAAAACUGCAUAUAAGCGUAGAAUAUGCAAUAAGCCCAAUAUAUGCAAAUUUUGCAUGCAGUCUCAGACCAAUAUCAAGAGGCAUAUAAUCUCCAAACACAGAGAUCAAGCUGAGGUCAGAGAGUUCAUUAUGUUGACAGACAACAACCCUAUAAAAAAAAAAGAGAGAAGAGACGGGAAUUUCAAUUCUUACAAGGAAAGUGAAAAAAUUGUCCCUGCAAGAAUCUCCAAAUUCAUCCCACCCGUCAAGAGUGCCUACUCGAGUUGCCCUUAUUGCCAAAUAAUCUUGAAAAAACAAUCCCUAAUAAGACACGUCCUACAGAGUUGUACAAAAAAAGAUUCCAAACAUUCCAGAGGUGUGCUGAAAAUGUCAAAAGCAAUUUCAGAAUCCAUACAUGACCGAGCCAAUGAUGUUGUAAGGAAACUCUUAUUCCCUGCAUUGAGAGAUGGUCCUGUUAAAGAGGCUAUCAGAUUUGAUAGUCUUCUCAUAUUGUAUGGAAAUGAGAUGGCAUGCAAAUACAGAUCACAACAUCACUAUCCUAUGAUAAGAAACCGAUUGAUCAGAAUGGCAAAAGUCUUAUUGAGGAUGAAAGAAAUCAGCGCAUCUGUGAAUAAUUUUGGUGACAUGUUGAGGCCGCAGAUGUUUGAUAACCUAAUAGAAAUUAUAAACAGUAUGCGUGAGUAUGACACACAUACAGGGAAUUAUAGAAAACCCACCUUACCAACAGAAAUAGGGAAAUUGGCAAGAGGUGUCCCAGUACUUCUACAUAACUCCAUGCACGAGUGUAUAAAGCUACUUAUAAAAUUCCGAAAUGAGGCUGGUGUAGAGAACAACCCCUACUUAUUUGGUUUGCCCCAAUGCAGAAACGAUAAAAAUGUUAUAUACAGACAUUUGAUUGCCACAUCUUUAAUAAGAAAGUAUUCAGAUGCAUGUGGAGCAACUAAUCCCAAAUCACUUAGAGCUACUACACUUCGAAAACAUGUUGCCACUACCUCUAUGUCUCUCAACUUGAAUAACGAAGAAAUACAGUUGCUGCAGGGGUACUUGGGACAUGCAGAAAAAAUUCACAGAGAUUAUUACAGACAACCUAUCAUAGAACGUGAUAUUCUCAACGUUAGCAAAGUUUUACUAGCUGCCCAAAGCACUUCACCCGUGCAUUCUUUCACUGGCUUAGGUGGCAACCAACCAGAAUUGAGCACUCCUGUCCCAUCUUGUUCUGUCAAAGCAUAUACCACUACUACAACAACAGCCAACAGUCCAACCAUAUCACCAUCCAACUCUUCUACUGCAGGACCGUCUGGAAUUUCCAAUAUAGCCCAUGGUAGCACAGAGAGUGGCUCCGAGUAUAUUGCAAGCAGUGAUGGUAAUAGUUCAAAGUUAGAAAAAGACCUCCAGACAACUCCUAAACGCAAACGUCAACGAUUGAUAGGGAAAUUGGCAAGAGGUGUCCCAGUACUUCUACAUAACUCCAUGCACGAGUGUAUAAAGCUUCUUAUAAAAUUCCGAAAUGAGGCUGGUGUAGAGAACAACCCCUACUUAUUUGGUUUGCCCCAAUUCAGAAACGAUAAAAAUGUUAUAUACAGACAUUUGAUUGCCACAUCUUUAAUAAGAAAGUAUUCAGAUGCAUGUGGAGCAACUAAUCCCAAAUCACUUAGAGCUACUACACUUCGAAAACAUGUUGCCACUACCUCUAUGUCUCUUAACUUGAAUAACGAAGAAAUACAGUUGCUGCAGGGGUACUUGGGACAUGCAGAAAAAAUUCACAGAGAUUAUUACAGACAACCUAUCAUAGAACGUGGCAACCAACCAGAAUUGAGCACUCCUGUCCCAUCUUGUUCUGUCAAAGCAUAUACCACUACUACAACAACAGCCAACAGUCCAACCAUAUCACCAUCCAACUCUUCUACUGCAGGACCGUCUGGAAUUUCCAAUAUAGCCCAUGGUAGCACAGAGAGUGGCUCCGAGUAUAUUGCAAGCAGUGAUGGUAAUAGUUCAAAGUUAGAAAAAGACCUCCAGACAACUCCUAAACGCAAACGUCAACGAUUGAUAGGUGGCAACCAACCAGAAUUGAGCACUCCUGUCCCAUCUUGUUCUGUCAAAGCAUAUACCACUACUACAACAACAGCCAACAGUCCAACCAUAUCACCAUCCAACUCUUCUACUGCAGGACCGUCUGGAAUUUCCAAUAUAGCCCAUGGUAGCACAGAGAGUGGCUCCGAGUAUAUUGCAAGCAGUGAUGGUAAUAGUUCAGAGUCAGAAAAAGACCUCCAGACAACUCCUAAACGCAAACGUCAACGAUUGAUAGCAAACAAAAUUUGGAACACACCAAGGAAACAUGCAGUUAGAAGGGUUUUCAAAAAAUUCAUUGGAGGUGAACGUGCUUUCUAUCCGCCUAAGCAUUUAGUGGAACAAAUGAUCAUAGAACAUGAAGAAUUUGGACAAUUGACACCCAGGAGAAUUCGAAGCCAAAUCCAGCAACAGAAGAAAAAGUACCAUGUUUCGAAAUUUUCCAUAUAA
Phaedon cochleariae (mustard beetle) is the source of this 3474-nucleotide messenger RNA. Lineage: Eukaryota; Metazoa; Arthropoda; Insecta; Coleoptera; Chrysomelidae. The record is from the annotation of a GenBank genome assembly.